AUGGACGGUGAGAUGGUACUGCUGGCCAUGUUACCAGAGGAGAAUCAUGUAAUGCUGGUACAGACGCCGUGUCAUCGCACCAUUGCAGAUCUGGAGGAUUUUAUCGUGGAAGAAUACUCGCGAGUGUUUCCUUAUCAGCCGGCGCUCAGCCGCGAUCUGCGUAUCCAGAAGUGCGUGUCACCUGAUCUGGUGGUAGAUCAUCGCUCGUACACUACGUCGUGUCACCAAAUGUCCCAUAGCUUUGUGGAUCUGGCAAAGAACGUACAGGUUGGUAAUGUGUUUCAGAAUAUGGAGCAAAUUUACAUCGCGCUCAACAAGAAGUCCACGAAACAGAAGCCGCAGGAGCUCAAUGCAGUUGUUGCUCACAGUAUGCAGGCUGAGAACAGGGCCGAAGUCAAGCACAAGCAGAGAGCACUCAAGAAGGUUACUACUGUAGCUCGCACUGUGGAGCCAACAACUGGAUUUGAAAGUAAGCAAAAGAAGCAGGUGUCGAAGAAAGUUAGAACUGUAGGUCUCAAUGUGCAAACGAAAAACGAUACUGAGAUCAUCGAGACUGUAGAAAAAUCAAUGCAAGACGGCAAGAAGAAACAGGUGUCGAAAACUCCUUCCAUCGAGAAGAUACGACAAGACAAGAAGCAAGGAACUUCAGAAAUCGUUAUGAAAUCUGGCACAAAGGAGAUUCACGACGCCACGAAUGAAAGCAACGACGCGAAGGAGAUGACCGUGGCAGAAACAUACGAGAAGGUUGAUGUGAAGGAGAAGUUGAAAAUGGCUGCCAAGGAGAAAACACACGACGCAAAAAAGACUGCAAACAAAGAGAACACGGACAACUCGAAGAAUGUUGUUGCUGAGAUGGAAAAAGACACGUUAAAUACGGCUCCGAAAAAGACUGUUGCGAAAAAAAGUGAGAACGUCCUCUUGAAGAAAAUGCUUGCAGCAAAGCACAAUGGAUCUCAAUCAGUUGCUGCUUUGGUAGUAAAUUCUCUUCAAAAUACUGAAAGCGAAGAGCCAAAAGUGCCGCUAAAAAGCGAGCGGAAGCGCAAAGCCAACGAUGAAAGCGUCUUAUCUGCUGAGGAAAUCAGUGCCUCGGAAGCCCUAGAACCUUUGAUAAAGAAGAAGAAAACGGUGAAGAAGUCGGAUGCUAAGAUGUCGAAGCCGGUUGAAGACGAGGUAGUCGUCGCGAAGGUUGAAAAGCCAGCAAAGAGAACAGUUGCACAAGACAAGACUCAAAAGACGACAAAGAAGAAAGCAACCACCGCUGCAAAGUCGCAACUAAAGACCGACGAUAACUCGUCGAUAUCAAGCGAGCUCACGCCUGCCAAUAAGGAUUUGAAGAAGGCAAGUGACACCAGCUCUGGACAUGAGGAGCCAAUAAUAAAGCGCGCAAAGACGGAAGUAUUGCCAAAAGCACCUGCCGUGAAGAAGGCUGCUAAAAGUGUAAAGAUGGCGACAAAGUCUGCGACACCUGAAACUGGCAUAAGUGCUAGCCCCAGCUCUGAGUCUUCUAUCUCGUCAGCAACCCAGGAAGAUGAACUAGCUUUUGGUGAGGAGACAAAAGUGGUCGAAACUUCUGCUACUAAAACAGCUAGAAAGGAGAAGAUGGAUGAAAAGCCGAAAGAGGUGUAUGACCAAAAAUCUAAUUUUCAGAAAAUAAUGGCGGAUACGUUGAGACGAAUUGCUGACGAGCAAAAUGCUAACGAUGCCAAGUCGACCACGACUGUUACAUCUGAGAAAGGGUCAAUGCAAACGUCGAAGUCUACUCAGAGCAAGGCCAGCGAAUAUUCCUCGGACUCCGACCAGGCCCCUGUCAUUGUGAAAGUAGCGAAGCGUUCUCAAAAGAAUGCUACCCCAGCGGAGGACAACUCAUCGUCUUCGUCGGAAGAGGAGGAGGUGGAUUAUUCGCAGCGCCUUCUAGCUGACUUGACCAAGAACGAUGGUGAUGAAGAAGUUGUGUCCACGGCUUACAAGAAGGGGAAAAGCUCAAAGCAGAUCGACUGGCGCGACAACUCCACUGUACAAAGCUCUCAAAAUAUGGAGCACUCACAGGAUAUGCCUUCGUCAAAACUUGCUCAAGAAUCGCAAGAGUCGAAUAGCGUGUUGUUGCCACCGCUCUCCCGAAACCGCUUUUCACUUGAUAGUGUGCCUGUGGCGAAGCUGAAAAAAUCGUCAAAGAACCCGUUCUUGUCUCCUAAAAAGGCGAAAGUCCAAGGUGGUCUAUUCACGAAACAACAGAUACAUGUAUGCACGGCGUCCGUUUAA
Messenger RNA from Peronospora belbahrii, 2259 nucleotides. NCBI's taxonomy places the organism in Eukaryota, Oomycota, Peronosporomycetes, Peronosporales, Peronosporaceae. The record is from the annotation of a GenBank genome assembly.